Messenger RNA from Olea europaea var. sylvestris, 1104 nucleotides. Its product is annotated as 60S ribosomal protein L7a-1-like. The coding region runs from base 109 to 888 and encodes 259 amino acids. Gene Ontology annotation, cellular component: ribonucleoprotein complex. The record is from RefSeq and is a predicted model, not a curated record. Gene Ontology annotation, biological process: ribosome biogenesis. The transcript is spliced from 6 exons. Lineage: Eukaryota; Viridiplantae; Streptophyta; Magnoliopsida; Lamiales; Oleaceae.
CUGGGCUUUAUUUUAGAAGGUUUGCAUUUCAGGAAGUAUAUAACCCUAACCUAGCAUGAUCUCUAGGGUUUGACACGUUCUAAAUCCCUCUGAUCUGAUCUGGGAGAAAUGGCUCCAAAGAAGGGCGCGAAAUUGCCGGCGGGAGUGGCUAAAAAGAAAGCGGAAAAGGUAGUGAAUCCUCUAUUCGAGAAGCGGCCAAAGCAAUUUGGUAUUGGUGGAGCGUUGCCGCCGAAGAAGGAUCUCCACCGAUUUGUGAAAUGGCCUCAAGUGGUGAGGAUUCAACGCAAGAAGAUGAUUUUGAAGCAACGCCUUAAGGUCCCGCCGCCAAUUCAUCAGUUCUCUAAAACCCUCGACAAGAACUUGGCAACAAGCUUGUUCAAGAUGCUUCUCAAAUACAGGCCUGAGGAUAAAGCUCAAAAGAAGGAGAGGCUACUAAAAAGAGCACAGGCUGAGGCGGAAGGAAAAACACCUGAGAUUAAGAAACCAAUCAUUGUGAAAUAUGGUCUCAACCAUGUUACCUAUCUAAUUGAGCAGAACAAAGCUCAACUAGUUAUCAUUGCCCAUGAUGUGGACCCCAUUGAGUUGGUGGUAUGGCUUCCUGCAUUGUGCAGGAAAAUGGAAAUCCCUUACUGCAUCGUGAAGGGAAAGGCUCGAUUGGGAACUAUAGUCCAUAAGAAGACGGCAUCUGUAUUGUGCUUAACCUCAGUUAAGAAUGAAGACAAGAUGGACUUCAGCAGGAUCUUGGAAGCUAUUAAGGCCAACUUCAACGAUAAAUACGAUGAGACCAGGAAGAAGUGGGGUGGUGGAGUUAUGGGCUCAAAAUCCCUGGCCAAGACAAAGGCCAAAGAGAGACUCAUGGCCAAGGAGGCUGCACAGAGGAUGACUUAGGCUCUUAGUCUUGCAUUUUUCUAUCAAGGAUGGAACCAUAUGAGCGAACCUUUUUUACCUUCCUUUGUUGCUACAAUUCAUGCUAGACAUUUUUGUUUCCAUGUGAUAUUUGAUAGACGAAAUGCUUUAUCGUGUCUAGUAUAUGACGAUGUUUGGUUUUGUCAGGUGUUUAUGUACUUCAAGUUUUUCGUAGAAUGAAAUGCAACAUUUUUAACG